AUGAUGUGGCAGGACAUGAUGGCCCUCGUUGCUAUCCUCGUCGCGGCAUUGGGCGUCUGCCUAAUCUGGUGCAUGGCACCAGCUGCAGAGGUGGUGGAACAAGGACAUAACGUGCCCCCCACGGGUCGAUGGAGGGGGAGGUGGCCGGGCUCGCAGCGGCAAAGGCCGGCGCCGGCGGCGCGGGUCGUCGUGGGGAAGCCGCAGCAGCUGGUCUACUUCUCGUACCCCGCAGCGCCCGACGCGGAGGGCGGCGGAGGGACGGCCGGAGCGUCGGUGGUGGUGUGCGCCAUCUGCCUGGAGGCGCUGGUCGCCGGGGCGGAGUGCAGCGAGGUGCCGGCGUGCCGGCACGUGUUCCACCGUGGCUGCCUCGCGCUGUGGAUCAAGAGCAAGAGCACCUGCCCGCUCUGCAGGGAGCUUGUCGUGGCAGGGUCAGAACCCAUCACGGCUGCCGAGGCCAUGGUUUAG
This is a messenger RNA of Triticum dicoccoides, 465 nucleotides long. Its product is annotated as probable E3 ubiquitin-protein ligase ATL44. The record is from RefSeq and is a predicted model, not a curated record. The transcript has a single exon. Bases 1 to 465 code for a protein of 154 amino acids. Lineage: Eukaryota; Viridiplantae; Streptophyta; Magnoliopsida; Poales; Poaceae. Gene Ontology annotation, molecular function: zinc ion binding.